AUGUCUAAAACAUAUCUUGUAACUGGAACUUCGCGCGGUAUCGGUCUUUGGUUUGUCAAGACUCUUAAGGAACAAGGCCACACUGUCAUUGCUACUGCACGCAAUCCCGAUGCGUCCGAACAACUCAAGGCAAUCACGGGAAGUAAUAUUCACAAGGUUCCAUUGGACAUUACUUCCCAGGAAUCCAUUAAGGCAGCAGUAGAACAUGUCAAUAAGUUGGCACCACAUGGUAUUGAUGUACUGAUCAACAACUCGGGCAUCAAUGAAAAGAAGUAUUCUAUAGAUAAAAUUCCUAGUGAAGAGUUUUCUCUGGUACUUAACACAAAUGUGGUUGGAACUUCCAGUGUUACCCAAGCUUUUCUCCCAUUGUUACGCAAAGCAAACACACGCCAUAUUAUCAACAUAUCAUCUAUCGUCGGAUCUCUUGCCAUCACGGACACUGCUUCAAUUCCUGUCUAUCGUGUCUCAAAGGCAGCCGUGAACAUGCUGAGCAAACUCUACUCUAUCCAGUUAAGCGACGAGAAGUUUAUUGUCAGUGCUGUUCAUCCAGGAUGGGUAAAAACAGACAUGGGUGGUGAGGAAGCCCUUAUUACUCCCGCUGAGUCUGUAGCCGGUAUCCUUGAAUAUGAAAGCAGGCUUACAUCAAAAGAUAAUGGCACUUAUGUCGACUAUCAGGGAAAGCCUUUGCCUUGGUAG
This is a messenger RNA of Phycomyces blakesleeanus NRRL 1555(-), 696 nucleotides long. RefSeq lists its product as hypothetical. The coding region runs from base 1 to 696 and encodes 231 amino acids. The transcript has 3 exons. Lineage: Eukaryota; Fungi; Mucoromycota; Mucoromycetes; Mucorales; Phycomycetaceae. The record is from RefSeq and is a predicted model, not a curated record.